AUGGACCUGACGUCCAUUGCCAAAAUUCUCGUAGAGUCAAAACAUGGAUUGUGCCUCCUCCUGGUUUCUGCCAUAUGCGCAUCACUUGCGUUAACCCUCGCUGACCUCAUAGAAAGAAAUGCCUUGCAGUUUAGCUCUGUGGUGGAUUCCUUUCUGUUCCUUCUCGCCUCUUUUUACGCUACAGCGUUACCCAUACCUCGCAGAAGAAACUCACUAUUGACACAGGCUGUCGUGCACAGCGUCUGGUUAAUUGCCAUACUUCCGUUGUCAAACUAUUUCCGCGGUGAACUCGUUUCACGACUGAGUAUACGCUCUCACGGUGAUGUUAUGGACACACUCGAAGAACUUCACGAUUCACUUAGCCGGGAAAAAAUAAUUCCGUGCCUCCGCGUUGGCACUUUGAUUCAUCACACCGUUACAAGGAACGUAAGUUUCAUGCACUUGCACCACAAGCUUAGCUUAGCGUUCUACGCGGCGAAAGAGAGAUCGUACUUGGAGUCGGUAAGCUCAGCAGGCUGCCUGUCAUGUGCAAAACAAAAGGACCACGUGUGUUUCACAGAUAGGUUGUCACGGUGUUUUCAACACGAGGCUCGUGGAUUUAUUCAGUCUAGGGAUACUCUAAACCUAGCACUGAUUGGCAUGCCUAUUCGCAAGAACUUCGCGCUCAAGGUACCCUUUCGCAAUUUGGUACAGAGAAUACGUGAAGCAGGACUUUUCAGGGAAAGGAAAUUGUGCGUUUCACGUUCUGCCAAUAACGGUGACUCAGAUACCCUGCAGCAGUCGGAUCAAUUAGCUGAGCUUAGUCGUUUUCUAGUGAUUUUCGCUCUAUUCCUUGCUGCCUCUAGCUUCGUUUUCGUGCUUGAGCUGGUAAUAGGGAAAUUGUAG
Messenger RNA from Dermacentor silvarum, 885 nucleotides. RefSeq lists its product as uncharacterized. The coding region runs from base 1 to 885 and encodes 294 amino acids. Lineage: Eukaryota; Metazoa; Arthropoda; Arachnida; Ixodida; Ixodidae. The transcript has a single exon. The record is from RefSeq and is a predicted model, not a curated record.